GGUGGGAGUUCAUGGUAAAGGCACUCUACACCGCUGGGCCUGGUUUCCAUGGAGCCAUACCCGACGAGUCAUUGCGACUGAGGCAUGCCAUUCUUCUCUCUGCUGCCAAAAUGUGCUGCUUAUUCUGACUCAGGCUAUUGUGGAGCGCACAAGUGGCUCUCUGAGGAGCAGGCUAUGGAGAAAGAAAGGGUGGGGUCAAGGUUCAAAAGAAAGGCUCCCAUCAGGACUCCCUUUCUGUUAUCAAAUUUGUUGAGACACAAAAAGAGCUACAGUCUAAUUCCCAAGAGCAUCUUGAGGGAGAGAAAAGGGGUUAUAGGACAGCAUUCUUUGUGGCGGGGCUUCAGUUCUUCCACAGCUCAGCGGACAAACUCCCAGCCUUCAAUUUACUCCACAUACGACAGCUCUACAACUCUUUGCUCCUGCGGUGACUCUGAAUUACUCUUUAAACAACCAACCUUUCUUUGGUCUGAAGAUCUCUGGACCCCGUCACCACAAUGGAGUCUGCUACAAUGGAGCUGCCGUCCUUACUGUCCAAUCAGUCAUCAGAGACCUGUGUGGCAAUGACAACGACAGCUGAGAACACUUUAUUUGGAUGCUUCUACAUCCUGGUUUUCUUCCUGGCGCUGAACGGUAACAGCUUGGCUCUCUGGAUCUUCUGUCAUCAGCGAGGCACUUCUUCUCCAGCUAACAUCUUCUUGACACACCUGGCUGUGGCAGACUUGUCAUACGUCAUUAUCCUCCCACUGAGGGCCACCUACCACCUCACUGGAGGCCACUGGCCCUUUGGUGAGGUGCCCUGCAGAGUGGUUGGCUUUUUGUUUUAUGUCAAUAUGUAUGCAAGCCUCUACUUUCUGGCCUGUGUGGCAGCGGACCGCUACCUGGCUGUGGUUCAUGCUGUGAGAUCACUAAAGGUUCGUCGUGCUCGCUAUGCCAACAUCAUCAGUUUCUCUCUCUGGGCCUUGGUUACCAUCUCCAUGGCGCCAUUGCUGGUGACCCACCAGACUGCAGAGGUGGAUGGUGUGACAGUGUGUCUGCAGCUGUACAGAGAGAAGGCUUCGCGCAAUGCACUGAUCUCACUGGCUGUUGCCUUCACCCCACCCUUCCUUGUUAUCCUGUCCUGCUACCUGCUCAUCAUUGACAGCCUACGUCAGGGGUCCAGGUUGGAGCCAGCUCUCAAGCUGAGGGCCUUGCGGACCAUCAGUCUGGUAAUACUCAUCUAUGUAGUCUGUUUCCUGCCUUACCAUAUAAGCAGGGCCACCUUCAUCUUGGGGUACAACCAUCCUGAUGUGUCCUGCCAGACACGCAGAGGCCUGAGCUUGGCUAACCGCCUCACUUCCUCCCUAACAUGUCUGAACGGUGCUAUGGACCCAUUGGUCUACGUGUUUGGGGCAAAGAAGUUCCGAGGGACACUGAUGCAAAUGUUUUGCAAAGAUAAAGCAGGAGUGUCAGGAGCCACCAGUGGAGAGUUAAAAGGAACACAUGAGAGUUCUGUGAGUGCUAAGUCUGAGUUCUGAGGUACUGAACUGAGCACAGCGAUUACUAAAUACUUUUCCAACACAACCAAAAUUGGUCUGACUGUUGACCAAUGGUUGCUUUUGCCCGACUGAAGGCCUGGGUUCAUUCCAAAAUUUGGUUGACAUGCCACAGUAGCCCUUAGCCUGAAUUGAAAGUUUGGUUCCAGUGUCCACCCCACACCCAAUUCACUGAACCAUCACAUACCUGAACUGAAAUAAUCCAUGUGGAUGAAGAAGUUCACCAGUAAAGUGUGUCACUCAUAUUUCAUAUUUAAAUUAACUGAAAUUUAAACUAAAACUUGCAAAUAGUACUUUUAGACCAAAUCAACAUAUUUCGAUGUGUAUAUUGUACCAUACUGAGACUAUUUUUUUCUUGCCAGUUCCUUCUAUGUUUUGUUUUCGUAUAAUUCUCUAAUUGUCAAUGUCACUUUGCAAGUGGUAUGGGUUAAUCUCAUGACAAAAGGUCCAAAGUUCUAGACUUCUGGAAAAUGCACAUAAAAGGUUUAGAGAGUCCCCUAAAGACUUGGAGAUGAUAGUCCUGAAUCUUCCUGAGUGAAAGUCUGUGAGUCUUUAAGGUUAGACGUUGGAACUGGGCCUGUCUUCUGAUUCUGCUUGCCACUGCUAUCAGUGUCUUCUUCUGCUAUCAUCUUCAUACCUCACCCACAAAACUGGACUGGAUUUUUGUACCAGAUAUGAGACAGAGAAAUGGAUAAAAUGCUAAAAUAUGUACAUAGUAAACUUCUAAUGUGUUUCUCCUGUUUUGUAUCCUAUACCAAAUGUGGUAAAUACUCAUUAGUUUAGCUUUAAAUAUUAUUAUUUUAUCUACAGUGUUUGUCACUCAGUCAGUCCACCAGACUUAGCCCAGACUUGGAAAUCUAAAAAACUAUCCAAUAGAUUGUCAUGAAAUUAUGUCCAUGAUAUCACCAUCAGUACUUUAGUACUAAAUACCUGCAAAAGUUAGUGUUUACUAAGAUGGUGAACAUUGUAAACAUUAUACUUGUUAAACAUGAGCAUGUUAGCAUUGUCAUUGAAUAUUAGCAUGCUGAUGUUAGCAUUUAGCUCAAAGCACCACUGUGCCUCAUUCCAGUCUUGCAGAGCUGCUAUCAUGGCUGUAGACUCUUAGUCUUGUUUUUAUACAAGGUGUUAACUUUGCUUGUGCUUGAUAAAUCUUCAUUGUACAUAUAUUCUCCAUCAUCCAGCUCCCUAACUCUCCUAUGGUAUGCAUGUUUUGCCUUUGUUAUACUGUGAUAUUACACUAUUGUAUGACAAACUAUUAAUAACUAUUUUGCUGUAGGUCAGCUUAGCUAACUAUCAUCCACAAAAAAGAAUUGUUUGAGACAAUUCACUCAAUAGCAAGAUGUGAGUUAAAACGUUGCAAUUUCAAGUUGUAAAUAAUUAAGUUGUUAUGAUUAUUACAAAAUCCCUCUGCAGAGGAAAUGUUAAGUCUGAAAAAGGCUACCACAAAAACUCUAUGGGAGCUUCACCAGCUUACUUAUAUGACAAUAACUGACCCAUGUUUCCUUCUCUAUUUCUUUCUUGUAUUAAUUAAAUCUGUGUUUCAAUGCUGUUACAUAAAAAGUGUGUGAACUCCACAUUUCAACUGUCAUGUCUUGAAAGUAAAAGUAUGAUUUCAUGCCCUCUGUGCAUGAGAUCAUGAGGUCUUUUCUUUACUGUCACUGCAUGUCUGAGACUUUGACAUGCUCUCUGUGAAAGUGGCAAACCUAUUUCAAGCGCAGGGACAGAAACCUCUGAGGCUGCAGUGACUUGACGCUGUGUAGUUCUCUUUUCAUGUCAUGUGACCCAUGUUGUGGUUUGUGAGCAGCUUAUUUUCCUCCUCAUAUUUCUGCAAGACUUCCUGUCCAUCACAUGAACAUGGCAAGCCAUUCUAAACUUGUAUUUCCUGAAUGUAUAUACUUUAGAAAACCCCUGUGCUCUCCUGAUUCAUAUUAGAUGAUUAAAGAGUGAGCAGUCA
Messenger RNA from Lates calcarifer (barramundi perch), 3486 nucleotides. It is a transcript of the gene gpr17, whose product is annotated as G protein-coupled receptor 17. The record is from RefSeq and is a predicted model, not a curated record. Gene Ontology annotation, cellular component: membrane. The transcript has 2 exons. Bases 495 to 1514 code for a protein of 339 amino acids. NCBI's taxonomy places the organism in Eukaryota, Metazoa, Chordata, Actinopteri, Centropomidae. Gene Ontology annotation, molecular function: G protein-coupled receptor activity. Gene Ontology annotation, biological process: phospholipase C-activating G protein-coupled receptor signaling pathway; positive regulation of Rho protein signal transduction.